AUGUGCAAUAACAUCAUAUCUUUCCAAAACCUGGAAACGAGCCUAGUCAACGUAGUAUACUGGGUCAUUCGCCCAGAACUACCACUGUGAGUUGUAACUUGAGAAAUUGUGAUUAUCACUCUCCGGGGCCACCUGCGGCCCGCUCGGUGCAGGUUGCCCGCAAGUCGCAGCGAGAGAGAGAGCGAAAGGCUGCGAGAGGCGAGGCGCGCCGAUGUUGACGCGUCGCGCUCUCACCCUUGUGAGCCACUUCCGUCGUCGGAUGAUUCGUCGGGUGAUGCAGAUCUCAUCAGGCCCAGUCGCCCGGCUGCUUUGCCUGGUCCAGCCCAGGCAUCAAAAAAGGGCACCGCCAAGCGGAAGGCUGACCCGUCCAACGCCGCUAAUGCGAAGUCGAAGGACCCCAAAUGGGAUUGGACCGAUGCGGAAGUGAUUGCGAUGUUGGAAGUCCUCAAGGACACUUAUGAAUCAACCGGUACGCAGUCUUUCCCGGACUCGGUCUUCAUCAGAGCCAAUGAGGCGGUCAGCCGCUUGGAUCCCUCCAAGGCGGGCAACUCCAAGAAGGUCCAUCAAAAGUGGAAAUCGGUGAGUCGGGUAUGACGCGUCGUUUCGUGUCGCUCAAUCUGGGUCUCGCACUUCUAACAACACCGGCCCUGGAAUAAAUGCCCAGUGCUUGGUCGACACCAAGCUUAUCAACGAUAUCAGGACCGCUACUGGCAUCGGAUGGGACGAGGAAAAUUGUCGCCCAAUCUUGAACGCGGAGCAAUGGAAGACGGUGAGCGCGUCUACUGUGGUUGGUUGUCGCGACGCGUCGCUUACUCAUCCUCCGAUCGAACCAGGCAAUCGCCAAAUGCGCCAGAGCGGCGAUCAUCGCGAAACGUCCAUCCAAUUUCUACUACCCUCUGACGUCAGCGAUCCUGGGGAAGGACUACGCCACAGGUAGUGACGGAUUCAGCUAUGGGGACAACGCGUCGACGACGACGCGAACCCCGGCGCCCCAUCCCGGCCGUCGCCGCCAAAGCUCGGAAGCUGGAACCCUCGAGCUUUCAGAAGAGGAUGCUUCGGAAAGUGCGGGUGAAUUUGAUGAAGAUAUCGACCCUCGCGCGGCGUGUGCAACGGUAGGUCUUUGCUUGCUUGCCAGAAACCAUCGGCUCGUCGACCGCGUGCUGACGCUCGAAUAAUCUCCAACACCGCAUUGACAGCCCUUGCCAGCUUUACGAGCGAAGUCUGUAAGUAAAUGCGUAGACGCGAGCUACCGCCGAUAUGGUCAUUCUGGCCUUUCCUUGACUUGUUUUGCCGUGUUCCUUUCCCAGUCCACCCCCGCCACCAAGAAACCGCGGCUCUCUCGCGACCGUGCCUCUGUGCAACAGCGUGCCAUCAUGCAGGCCAGAAGGGAGCACCUGGACAACACGCUCACUGACUUUCAACAGACGCAGGAGGAAUCGACCGAUCGUAUGAUAGGGCACCUCGACCGCGUGAUGUUAAGCGAUCGUGACAAGUUCCUCGAGCACUUCUACAAAUUCGAGGAGCUCGACCAGUCGGCGUGGGAUACUGUCGUGUCCUAUGUUGCUGCCAGUGGGGACAAACUCCCUAUGUCAGUGGUCAGUUACCUGGUCAACCUCAAGACUCGGUGGAAGCCGAAUUGGAGUGCCGCUUCAGAGAUCAUUGUCGAAGCACGCAGAGCCAAGGAAACCAUGGCCUUCUAUGAUGGCAAUCAUAACUUUGAUUUGCCUCCCAUGAUGCAUCCGAUGCAAUGA
Microbotryum saponariae is the source of this 1751-nucleotide messenger RNA. The record is from the annotation of a GenBank genome assembly. NCBI's taxonomy places the organism in Eukaryota, Fungi, Basidiomycota, Microbotryomycetes, Microbotryales, Microbotryaceae.